Molecule: messenger RNA, 1433 nt
Organism: Seminavis robusta
Lineage: Eukaryota; Bacillariophyta; Bacillariophyceae; Naviculales; Naviculaceae
Source: the annotation of a GenBank genome assembly
CAUCGAGCUCUGAUUUUGAUGACGCCUGUUUCCGUAUCUGCCGGAUGCUGGGUGCCGUCAAUGGAAGGGAAAACUUUGACAAGAUUCAUCCGAUUGUUGUGGACGAGUCUCGGCUUGUUUGCACCUUUCCCGCGUCCAGGAGCCUAUCCGUCGCGAAAGACUUUCCUUUUGGCAGCAUCGUCAUGGAUCACAUGCCAACUGCAGAACAAAGGCACGAAGAAAAGCUUGAUCGGAUUGGCCUCGAGAAGCUGGCCCCAGAGGAAGCCAAGGACCUUCUGGCUGCUCUGUUGCAGCGCGAAGACCGUUUGCGUCUUCAUCCUCGUAUACAGGCUGUAUUUGGAUCUAUUGGUGAAAGCGAGCAGGAAAUGAGUCGCUUCACCACGGCACUUCAGGCACAUGUUGCUUCCGAGUUCAAUGUUGAUGAAGUUGUUGGAGUCGAGCUGAUUCGAUCUGCCACAACCCUAUUUCCCGACACCGCAAAGCUGGCACACUAUGUGCGUCAUAACCGUUGCUUUCAAGGCGAUCUGAGGGUCGGCGACCGCGCCCCAGAUGUGGAGCUCUUGACGUUGGCUGCCGAACGAAGCACACUCUGGACAGAAAUUGACAAACGUCGCGCUGGGGUCGGUCACCAGCUGAAAGCCUGUGUGGUGCUUGGUGCUAGUUUCACCUGACCCCCUUUCCGCGCAAACGCAAAACUACUCUCGACGUUGGCUCGAGAGUUUGGACACCUGGUUGCGUUUGCGUUUGUGUACAUCAGCGAGGCACACGCCGCUGACGAGUGGCCUGUUGGGCGCAACGUUCCCAUCAACCAGCCAAAGUCAGCGCUGAACGCCUCGAGACUGCACAACGGCAGCUGGAGGCGCUCGGAGUGGGCGAUGAGUUUGUUUGUCUUGUUGAUCUUGCCGAGGAGAAGCAUUUUCACAAGGCGUUUGCCGUUUGGCGUUUUCGUUGGUUCACCGUUGGUUCUGUUGGUCGUCGGUUGACGUCGAUUGCUCAGCCUCGUAGCUCCCGCUAUGAUGUUCGUGAGUUGGUUAAAAGUGGGUUGUGGAUCAUGUUACGCAGUAGUAAUAAGCGCUUGGUGGCUUGCCGCCUGGAAUGACGACACCCAGAUGCUUGUGGUGUUUGACGAUGCAGGGCCGGCAAAAGACACAGGCGGAAUCCAGCCACCCUCCAGCAUCGCCCGAAUGACAGUGCCGCUCUUGAUUCUGUCAAGAGCAACAUUUGAAAUGGGAAGACGCUGGGGUGCGGUGUGGUUUCGAUGAUGAUCACCAAUCAGAAUUCGCUUCGGUUCGUAGUCAGUCUACCCGGCUGUGGUCAGGAUCAUAAUUUCUCUGCAGUGACUAUGGAUCGAAGACUUGCCGUAUCGGUAGGCAGGGGAGUACAUGCAGCCAGUUGGUUGUGAUGUGACAAUUUAGAGAAAGAGCUGUAAUAGG